Bombus impatiens (common eastern bumble bee) is the source of this 741-nucleotide messenger RNA. Its product is annotated as histone-lysine N-methyltransferase SETMAR-like. The transcript has a single exon. Lineage: Eukaryota; Metazoa; Arthropoda; Insecta; Hymenoptera; Apidae. The coding region runs from base 1 to 741 and encodes 246 amino acids. Gene Ontology annotation, molecular function: nucleic acid binding. The record is from RefSeq and is a predicted model, not a curated record.
AUGAAGUUAUGUGCCGUAUGUGGGAAUGAAGCCUUGAAAGAAAGGCGGUGUCAAAAUUGGUUUGCCAAAUUUCGUUCUGGUGAUUUUUCACUGAAAAAUGCUCAACGAUCUGGCCGACCAGUUGAAGCUGAUGAGACCCAUAUCAAGGCCGUUAUCGAUUCAGAUCGUCAUAGCACAACGCGUGAGAUUGCAGAAAAGCUCAAUGUAUCACAUACAUGCAUUAAAAAAAAAUUAAAACAGCUUGGCUAUGUCAAGAAACUCGAUUUAUGGGUCUCUCAUUCGCUUAAAGAAAUUCGUUCGAUGCAACGCAUUAGCAUCUGCGAUUCGCUUCUGAAACGCAACGAAAUUGAUCCAUUUCUGAAACGACUGAUUACUGGCGACCAAAAGUGGAUAGUUUAUAACAACGUUAAUGGGAAAAGAUCGUGGCUGAUGCAAGAUGAACCAGCCCAGACGACACCAAAAGCUGAGAUUCACCAAGAAAAGAUUAUGCCGUCAGUUUGGUGGGAUUAUAAAGGAAUUCAGUAUUUUGAAUUUUUACCAAGAAACCAAACGAUUAAUUCAAACGUGUACGUUCAACAACUCGUCAAACUGAGCGAUACACUUCAAGAAAAACGGCCAAAAUUGGCAAAUAGUAAGGGUAUUGUUUUCCAGCAUUAUAAUGCAAAGCUCCACACAUCUUUGGUUACUCGCCACAAAUUAUUGGAACAUAGAUUGGGAUGUGUUGUUACAUCCAUCAUAUAG